Messenger RNA from Syngnathus typhle (broad-nosed pipefish), 2464 nucleotides. RefSeq names its product protocadherin alpha-C2-like. The coding region runs from base 1 to 2445 and encodes 814 amino acids. Lineage: Eukaryota; Metazoa; Chordata; Actinopteri; Syngnathiformes; Syngnathidae. The record is from RefSeq and is a predicted model, not a curated record. Gene Ontology annotation, cellular component: plasma membrane. Gene Ontology annotation, molecular function: calcium ion binding. Gene Ontology annotation, biological process: homophilic cell-cell adhesion. The transcript has 2 exons.
AUGGCGUCUCCCAUGGCGCAUUCACGGACACAGCUGCUGAUGGCCGCUUUUGCAUUCAGUGCAUUAUGGAGCUCUGUGCUUUCCAUCACCCGCUACUCUAUUCCGGAGGAGAUGGAAGCGGGCUCCUUUGUUGCCAACCUUGCCACAGAUUUGGGUCUAGAUGUCCGAAGCAUGGUGGAACGGAAAGCAAAGCUGGACGUCAUUCACAGCAGAAAUUACCUUGACAUCAACAAAGACACCGGAGAGCUCAUCAUCCGUGAGAAGAUCGACCGGGAGAGCAUCUGCAUGACUAAAACAGCCUCAUGCUUUCUGAAAAUGGAUGUCAUACUAGAAAACCCGAUUCGUAUUUUUAACAUCGAACUGGAGAUCAUGGACAUUAAUGACAACGCGCCCGUGUUCCGGAGGAAGACCAUUUAUUUGGAUGUUUCCGAGGCAACCCCUCCCGGUGAGAGAUUCUCGUUAACAAAUGCUGUAGAUGCAGAUGUUGGUGCUAAUUCAAUCAAGACCUACUACCUAAGUGAGAGCAAAUACUUUAACAUUGACAUUCAAACUGGCAGCGAUGGCUCCAAAUAUGUCGAUUUGGUUCUUAAUGGCAAUUUGGACCGGGAGACGGACACGGUGCAUAAUCUGAUUUUAACCGCUGUGGAUGGCGGGGUUCCUCCUCGAUCCGGCACAGCCAGCAUUAUUAUCAAUGUCCUCGAUAUCAAUGACAACGCCCCCCUGUUCAUUCAGCCGGUAUUUGAAGUCAACGUUCCAGAGAAUUCCGGUGCAGGAACUGUGGUCAUGGCCUUAAAUGCAACAGAUUUGGAUGAAGGCACAAACGCACGGUUGUUAUAUUCUUAUACUCUCUACACAUCCGAGAAGACGCAGGAGCUCUUCUCGCUGGACCGACAUACAGGCGAGAUCAAGGUGAAGGGGGCUGUUGAUUUUGAGGAGAAUCAGAAUUUUGAGAUGCACAUUCAAGCUCAGGAUGAAGGGUCAACCCCGCUGUUAGGACACUGCAAAGUGAUGGUGUCCAUCACCGAUUUGAAUGACAACUACCCCGAGCUGACCAUCAAGUCUCUAAAAAGUGCUGUGGCCGAAAAUACCGCCGUGGGGACGCUGAUUGCCGUGGUCAGCGUCAGCGACAGGGACUCCGGAGUCAACGGGGAAGUGGAGCUGACUUUAAGUCAGCAGGAAAUCCUACCCUUCAUCCUCAAUCAAUCCUCAGAGGGUUACUUUGAGCUCUUGGUUUCAAAGCCCCUUGACAGAGAGCUACAGAGCAAAUAUGAAAUCACGCUGAAGGUGACGGACAAAGGCACGCCGCCGCUAACUGAAAGCGAGACCUUCACUUUAGAGAUUCAUGAUAUCAAUGACAAUGCGCCCACAUUUCCUCAGUCCUUUUACACGAUUCACGUUAUGGAAAAUAAUCUGCCGGGAGCAUUGCUGACAUCUCUGAGUGCGCUUGACCCAGAUCUGAAUGAGAACCAGUACUUGGUCUAUUUCAUUAUGGAGAAGGAGAUAGUGAACACAUCCAUGUCAAUGCUGUUCUCCAUCAAUCCAGAAAACGGUGACCUUUAUGCCCUGAAGACCUUUGAUUUUGAGCGAGAGAGGGAGUAUCUUUUCCACAUUGAGGCAAGAGACUCGGGGGUCCCCCCGCUGAGCAGUAAUGUUACCGUCCAUAUCAUCAUUCUGGACCAAAACGACAACACCCCUGUCAUAGUGUCACCGUGGCGGGCGCAGGGCUCUGUGGUAGAGCAGGUGAUACCGAGAUCUACGGAUAAGGGACACUUAGUGGCCAAAGUAAUCGCCAUUGACGCCGACUCUGAACAAAACGGCAGGGUCACAUAUCAGCUCUUGCAAAUCAGUGACACAAGCCUCUUCAGUCUGGAUCAAUACAACGGCGAGAUCCGGACAACCAGAAUGUUCAGCUACAGAGACCCCCGGCAUCAACGUCUAGUCAUUGUCGCAAAAGACAACGGCGACCCCGCUCUCUCCACCACAGUCACUAUCAAAAUAUCCACCGUGGAACACUCCAUGGCUUUUUCAGAGACAACAGAGUUGCCGCUGGAGUAUGACGUCUUCACUGACCUCAACCUAUAUUUAGUCAUCGGCUUAGGGGCUGUCUCCUUCAUGCUGCUCAUUACCAUCUUGGUUAUUAUCGUACUCAAGUGUCAAAAACCAAAGCCAAAGCCCAUCAAGAUCCCCCCGGCUAAUCGGAACAGUGUGAUCAGCAGGAACAGUGUGAUCAGCCAGCGGAGCUCCACCAUUGCCGACUCCACCUUGAUCUCCAGUGACGCCUACUGGUACAGCCUGUUCCUGGCCGAGACCAGGAAAGGCAAAGUGGUCGUGAGACAGCCCAUAAUUCCCAAAGGAGCUGGCUACUUUGUGUCCAGCAUACCCAGGAGCAUAGGGCCAAGUGAGACCACAGAGUCCAGAGCAUCCACACUGGAGUACUCAAAAUGAAAAGGAGUCCAUUCUACAA